CUCAAGCCAGCUGGACUUGUUGUGGUCGCAUCGAGCUCGCCGCGGGGGGCCCUCCCGGUUAUUCCAGUUUUGAGUUGAGUUAUAACCUCGAAACCCGAGCGCAGCGAAAUUUGUCGUGCAAAUAAUGCGCCUUUCUAUGUACGUAUUGCAAAGCGUAACUUUAUGAAAACGCAAGCCCUAUGCCAGAGCGGGGUAAACGCACAAGCGCAGCGUUUGCAUUAGAGCUCCAGCGCAACAUACAAUAUAUCACAAAUUGUAUCGAUAACCAAGGCUUCCGGCACGGAAGGACGCAAGACGGAGGAAUCGACGCGUUGGAGGAUCCCGGAAAUUGCGCGCGAAAGCGCGAGGCGCAAAAGCCCGCGGCGCCCUGAGCUACCGAAGGCAAUAUCAUCAUGACCGGUAGUAUGGCUGCUCGCAGCCCCCAGCAGACCUAUAUGAUACUUCCACCAUCCGACAGUCCAUCCCACCCCACCCCAUCCCCACACCGCAUUCCGGGGCGCACGGCAUGGAGCGCCCUGAGGGGGGAGGGGCAAGCCGGAGUACUGCGAAGCGCCGCCGGACCCAGAACUCCGAGCAACCAUGCAGUCUCUUCGGACCCAGGCAGCCUUCCGUGCUGGCGCGGCUCGCCGCCCCCAGAUCCGCUCUCGCAAUGUUCGCCUGGUGGUGGUCAACGGCAUCGACGCACCGUGUCCACGUGAGUCGUGGCGACUUCAGGGGCAAGCAAGCGAGACGUGGCCGGAAAUGGUGGCCCGUUUGUCGCGGCGCUUCGUGCAUGCGGGAGUGCGGGGGUCGGCGUGGAAGCAGCCUGAGUAACGGAGUGCGGGGAGCCACUACACGGUGACACGGGCAUGUGUACACUGGGUCUGUUGGCC
This is a messenger RNA of Chlamydomonas reinhardtii, 872 nucleotides long. RefSeq lists its product as uncharacterized. The coding region runs from base 580 to 813 and encodes 77 amino acids. The record is from RefSeq and is a predicted model, not a curated record. The transcript has 3 exons. NCBI's taxonomy places the organism in Eukaryota, Viridiplantae, Chlorophyta, Chlorophyceae, Chlamydomonadales, Chlamydomonadaceae.